Molecule: messenger RNA, 2205 nt
Organism: Zophobas morio
Lineage: Eukaryota; Metazoa; Arthropoda; Insecta; Coleoptera; Tenebrionidae
Exons: 3
Coding region: 1-2205 (734 amino acids)
Source: RefSeq, a predicted model, not a curated record
AUGCGUCCGGAGAGUGCGGACGUUUCCAACAAUCCCUCUGGGGAUGCGUGUAAGAAAUGUAAAAUUAUACCCGUGACAGGGCUUAAAUGUGUUAAGUGCAAUUCGCUCAGUCAUCCCAGCUGUGUGAAAUUAUUAAAAAAUGUGCAGUACCUAGGUGAUGCGCAAAUAAUCUGUUGCGAUAAUGGUGAAAGUGUGGAUAAUGCAAGUAACAAGUCGCAAAUAUUUGAAUUUUCCCAUGAAGAUAUUGAAAAGAUUAUCCAAAAGGUAACUCGGCCCUUAAUGCAUGAAAUUGAGUUGUUGCGUAUGGAAGUUCGAGAUUUAAAAGAAACUAAUGUGGACUUGAUUAAAUUAAUGACACAAAGUAACCCCAGUCUUGCUCCAAAGCUCUUUUCUUCUCAAGAAAUAAAAUCUACAGUUCCUAAAUGGUCGUCAGUCGUUACACAAUCAAUUGAUAAGCCAAGUCAGUCAUUACAUUUUCCGAAUUUUCGUGAUAAAGUUGAUGUGAACUUGAAUAAACCUUUCACUGAAGGUGAGAGAAGCACCGAUAACGAUAACAAGAACAGCGCAAGAAAUCGUGGAAAGAAAAUUCAAAAAAAGGAGUCAACUACUGUUACCAAUAAACAAACAGAUGAAUUUCGUGUGAGUAGGGACGACGAAAUAAAUUUUCAUGACAAAGUGGAAAAUCCGUGGAUGGAACUAAGAAGAAAUCGAAGCAAUCGUAGAAAACAAGUACCCACUAUAACUGGAACUUCGAAGCAAGAAGAUGAUGGUGAAUUUCGUUCUACUUACGUUAAAAGAGCAUGGUUCUACGUCGGAAAAGUUGUUAAAAACAUUGAGACUAGUAGUGUCAAAGCUUAUAUAACCAAAAAGUUGUCCACUGAUGAGGUCAUAGUCGAAAAUCUUAAGCUGCAGGGAACAUAUGAUGCCUUUAAAGUUGGUGUAAACUUUAGUCUGAAGGACAAUUUAUUACGUGAAGAUUUUUGGCCACAAGGUAUUAGUAAUAGUUGCAUUAAUGUGGUUAUUUCUGAAGAUGAUGUAAGCAGGGCAAUAAAAUUACUUAAGGAUAGUCAAGUUGCUGGAGAUGAUCAAGUUCCCAGUUUUCUGGUUAAAGACUGUUCUAAUGUUUUCGUUAAGCCCCUAAUGCAUAUCUUUAAUAUAAUUUUAAAAACUUCAUGCUUUCCGGAUAAGUGGAAAACCGCCAAGAUUGUGCCCAUUUUCAAGAGUGGUGAUGUUUCAGCAGUGAGCAAUUAUAGACCUAUUUCGUUGCUGUGCAAUUUUUCAAAAAUAUUUGAACGUAUUCUUUUUAAUCAGAUCUCCUUCCAAACUAAGUUGUUAGUAAAUGAGGGCCAACAUGGGUUUACCAUGGGCAGAUCCACUUUAACGAAUUUAACUUGCUAUUCCCAAGAUAUAUCUCAGGCUUUGGAUAACAGAGGUCAAUUGGACGUGAUGUAUGGUGAUUUUUCAAAGGCCUUUGACAGAGUCAACCACCAGCUCUUAUUAAGAAAGCUGUCGAAUAUUGGUUUCUCUAAUUCUCUCACAAAUCUUUUUGAAUCUUAUUUGACUAAGCGCAACAAUUUUGUGGUAGUAAAUGGAUUUAAGUCCAACAGUUACAUCACAGCUGCUGGAGUGCCGCAGGGCUCCACUCUUGGUCCUUUGCUAUUCACAUUAUUUAUUAACGAUGUGCUAGAUUGUAUUCGCUACUCAAAAGUUCUCAUUUUCGCAGAUGAUAUUAAAAUAUACCGUGAAAUUAGUGGUAAUAGUGACUCCUUGCUUCUUCAAAAAGACAUAAAUAAUUUGGUUUCUUGGUCAUUGCUCAACUUUUUACCUUUAAAUGAGAAUAAAUCCUUUAUUAUUUCGUUCACACACAAGCUUAAUGUAUGCGAGUUUGAUUACAAAAUCAAUCAUCACAGCUUACAGAAAUGCUCUUCCAUUUUGGAUUUAGGUGUUUUGUAUGAUAAUAAGUUCAGUUUUGCAGAACAUGUGGAGAGCAUUACUUCACAAGCUAAAAGAUCACUAGGGUUCCUUAUUAGAAACUGCAAAGAUUUCACUAGCAUUCAAGCUUUGAAAACUUUGUUCUAUGCUUUGGUGCGCUCUAAAUUAGAAUACUGUGCGUUAGCUUGGUUUCCUUAUUACAACUAUCAAGAUGUCGAGUUCGACACCGACACCGACACCGACACCCACACUGGUCUGAACAUAGGCAUAUAA